AAGUGGUUACAACAGUUCGAAUGGUAUGCAAUUGCUAUUCAACUCGAUAAAAAACCAGCCGAAGUCCAGGCAGCUACAUUUAUGGCAGUAAUAGGCCCAGACGCGAUCGAAAUCUACAACAGCUUCAAUCUUAGCGACGCAAAUAAAAAUAACCUCAAAAUUAUAAAAGAAAGGUUUGGGGAAUAUUUCACACCUAAAACAAAUAUAUCAUUCGAGAGGUACAUAUUUUUCAAGAUCGAACAAAACGAAGAUGAACACUUUAACGAAUUUUUAACCAGAAUAAAAACUCAAGCAAGCAAAUGUGAGUUUGACAAUUUACUUGACGAAAUGCUAAAAGACAAAAUAGUAUUUGGAAUUAGAUCAAAUCAGAUAAGAGAGAAAUUGUUGACAGAAGACAAACUAAACUUGACAAAAGCUAUAGCAAUAUGUAAAACUUGUGAAGAAGCCACAAAACAACUGGACGAGUUCGAAGGUAAAAAUAAAGUCUUAUCACUGAAAAACAAAAGUCUCAGAAAUAAGCAAAAUGAAUAUUUUGACUGCAAAAGAUGCGGUACAAACCAUAAAAGCAGAGAAUGCCCAGCUUUUAAUAAACCAUGUGCAAAAUGCAAUAAAAAUGGACAUUUUGCCAAGAUGUGCCAUACACAAAAAAAAUAUCAGAUUAAACAGAAAAAUAGAGUGAAUGCAGUAGAAGAAAGCUCAAUUAGUUCUGAAGAUGAGGUAUACAUAUCAGCUAUAAAUGCUGGCGGAAAUAAAGACUGGACAGAAAAGAUACAAGUUGGUAAUGUGCAAUUUACAGCCAAACUAGAUACAGGAGCACAAUGCAAUGUGUUACCGAGACACUUGAUAGACAAAAUAAAGGCAAAGCUAAAACCAAGCCGCACUAAAAAUUUAAUAAGCUACACUGAAGAUAGACUGGCAGUUUUGGGUGAAGUGGAGCUAUUGUGUACAAUCAAAAAUGAAGAAAGUAACAUUACAUUCAAAGUAGUACAAGAAAAAGUUAUACCAAUUCUAGGACUAGAUACCUGUGAAAAAUUGGAAUUAAUCGCUAGAGUCAAAACAUUGAAGGAAAGUGAAUGCGAAGAUGAUGUGUUCAACGGUUUAGGCUGUUAUAAAGAUUAUGAGUAUGAUAUUGAUCUUAUAGAGAACCCAAAACUCGAAAUCAUACCACCAAGACGUAUUCCACAUGCCAUAAGAGAUGAGGUGAAGCAAGAACUCGACAGAAUGGUGAAGUUAGAUGUCAUAAAGCCACAGAAGGAGCCUACUCCUGCGGGCACAUUGUUUCAGAAAAUGGACUAGAAGCAGACCCUGAAAAAGUAAAAGCCAUUCAAGAAAUAAAAACACCAACAAAUAAAACUGAGCUACAGAGACUACUAGGGAUGAUUACGUAUCUAAACAAAUUUAUUCAAAACAUGUCAGAAUUGACAGAUCCAUUAAGAGAUUUGCUACACAAGAAUACAAUCUUCACAUGGGAAGCCCAUCAAGAAGAAGCUCUGAACAAAAUAAAACAUGUUUUACAGAGUCCUCCAGUAUUGAAACUAUAUGAUGUUAACAAACCAGUAACACUAACUGUAGAUGCAAGUUCAAGAAACCUUGGAGCAGCACUUCUUCAAGAAGGACAACCAAUAGCCUAUGGUGCAAGAGCGCUGACUAAAACAGAACAGAAUUAUCCACAGAUUGAGAAAGAAGCACUUGCUAUACUGUUCGGAUGUAAGAAGUUUCAUGAAUAUGUAUAUGGCAAAGAACUGACAGUGGAAUCAGACCAUAAGCCACUUGAGACAAUCUUUAAAAAAAAUAUACAAUCUGCUCCAGCGAGACUGCAACGCAUAAUAUUCAAUCUUGCACCAUACUCGCCAAAGGUUAUAUUUAAAAAAGGAACAGAAAUACCCUUAGCAGAUCUCCUCAGUCGAGAUUGCGAUACAUCUAAUCUGAAAUAUGAACAAGAAGACAAUUUGAAAAUUGCAGUUAUACUACCUAUGUCAUUAAACGCUAAAGAAGAGUUAAUUACAGCUACUAAGGAAGAUCCACACUUACAGUUACUUCUAAAAACAAUAAUACAAGGAUUCCCAGAAAAAGUCAAUGAUCUGCCUACCGAACUACGACAUUAUUUUAACUUUAAAGAAGACUUAAGCUAUCUCAA
Molecule: messenger RNA, 2137 nt
Organism: Aricia agestis (brown argus)
Lineage: Eukaryota; Metazoa; Arthropoda; Insecta; Lepidoptera; Lycaenidae
Exons: 2
Coding region: 82-1296 (404 amino acids)
Molecular function (GO): nucleic acid binding; zinc ion binding
Source: RefSeq, a predicted model, not a curated record